Molecule: messenger RNA, 624 nt
Organism: Mercurialis annua (annual mercury)
Lineage: Eukaryota; Viridiplantae; Streptophyta; Magnoliopsida; Malpighiales; Euphorbiaceae
Product: zinc finger protein 3-like
Exons: 1
Coding region: 1-624 (207 amino acids)
Biological process (GO): negative regulation of abscisic acid-activated signaling pathway
Source: RefSeq, a predicted model, not a curated record
AUGAAUAAUAAUGGUAGUCCUAAUGAAGAUAAUAUCGUGCGCGAGAAGCAAUCCGAUCAAUCUCGGGUUUUUCCAUGUAGCUUUUGUAAGAGAGAGUUUUCGACAUCUCAAGCUCUCGGAGGGCAUCAAAACGCGCACAAACAAGAACGUCAAUUAGCGAAAAGGCGUCAGGGGAUGGAUUUAAGUGCCUUUGGUCACUAUCCAUAUCAUAAUUAUCCUUAUUCAAGCCUUUCCAAUACUCAUCCUUUCUAUGGAUCUUUUAGUAGAUCACUUGGGGUUAGAAUGGAGUCUUUGACUCAAAAACCGUCGUCUUAUCCGUGGAUGUCCUCCGCCAGCGGGGGAUAUCGAUACGCUCAAGGCGGCUGGCCUAGGCACGCCAUGAUGAAUACACAAUCUUCCAUUGAUCAUCAUAGAUUAAGGUUUGAGAGUUUGAAUGGUCUUAAUAAUGGCGGAUAUGAUACUAUUCCGAGAUUUGAUGAUAAUAAACAUAAUUUAUUUGCUUCUUCAUCAUCAAAUAAUUUGCCAAUUAUUAAAUCAUCGAUCGGUGGUAAUCCUUCACGAGGUGAUUGUCCAACAAGGGAUCAAGUCGAUGCAUCAGGAAUUGAUUUGUCAUUAAAACUUUAG